Messenger RNA from Dermacentor albipictus, 1223 nucleotides. RefSeq names its product Unc50 RNA binding protein (gene Unc50). Gene Ontology annotation, cellular component: Golgi membrane. NCBI's taxonomy places the organism in Eukaryota, Metazoa, Arthropoda, Arachnida, Ixodida, Ixodidae. The record is from RefSeq and is a predicted model, not a curated record.
ACAUUAUAGGAGGCGUUGGCUGGGCUGAUAGGUUUGGCUAUGCUCUCUCCUAACGUUUUUCCUGCUCCACGGUUUUGAGUUGGAGCUGCUUGUGCCAGGGGCCGUAGUUGUGCAUUUAAUUUAGCAAGUUCUGCGUUUAGCCGCUUGGUUUUUAAGUUUAGUGCCUUUGUGUUCCUCCGCUGGUGGAAAUGUGCUCCGCGAACCUUGUUUUAUAAUGGAACACAGGGACAAAAUGGGUGGCUCAUCAACUGGUGUGCGCUUCUCCAGUUCGCCACUGCCGUUGCCAACGCCCAACCACCUCGAGAAGCGCAGUGCUAAGGACAAAGGAUCCAAGUUUCUGAGGCGCCUGGUUCAUGUGCGACACAUGGACUUCCAGUUUGCCAUGUGGCAAAUGCUCUACCUUUUCGUUUCCCCACAAAAAGUGUACCGCAACUUUCAGUACAGAAAACAGACAAAGGACCAGUUUGCCAGGGACGAUCCUGCAUUUCUGGUGUUACUUGGACUGUGGCUUGUUGCCUCAUCAGUGGGAUUUGUGUUGAUCCUACACAUCAGCUUCUUGGGCUUCCUGAAGUUUCUUCUGUGGGUCAUAUUUAUUGACUGCAUUGGCAUGGGUGUCCUUGUGGCUACUGCACUAUGGUUGAUCAGCAACAAGUACCUGCUGAAGCCCACUUGUCGCAGUGAGGAUGUCGAGUGGGGAUAUGCAUUUGAUGUGCACCUCAAUGCAUUCUUUCCGCCACUUGUGGUUUUGCAUGUCUUCCAGCUGUUCUUCUCUCGUUUGCUUUCACACCACAUCUCACUUCUGUUUGGCAACACUCUCUGGCUGAUCGCGCUGGGAUAUUACAUCUACAUCACAUUCCUUGGCUACAGCGCCCUUCCUAUCCUGAAGAACACACACAUCCUUCUCUAUCCACUGGCCCUCCUGCUUGUUUGCUACAUAGUGACUUUGGUGUGUAAUAUAAACCUUUGUGAGGCCCUUAAUGAUUUUUAUGCAUACAGAGUGAUGUAAGGUACAUCGAUACUUCAUGGCAGGAAGCUGUGUGCCAUGUUUUGCUUUCCUUUAUGGAAAAUGACUUUCUGAUGAUUCGUCGUAUGUCUGUGUGUUGAGAUGGUAAUUUAAAGCUGUAAAAUAUUUUAGUGGUGUCACACCUGCAAUAUGCUGUAUAUGUGUGCCCAGUGUUGAAAUAAACUCGUGGCAUCAUGUGAUGCAGUUUUCUCUAUUUUUA